Messenger RNA from Echinops telfairi (small Madagascar hedgehog), 1818 nucleotides. It is a transcript of the gene THOC3, whose product is annotated as THO complex 3. Gene Ontology annotation, biological process: mRNA export from nucleus. The transcript is spliced from 6 exons. Gene Ontology annotation, molecular function: protein binding. Lineage: Eukaryota; Metazoa; Chordata; Mammalia; Afrosoricida; Tenrecidae. The record is from RefSeq and is a predicted model, not a curated record. Gene Ontology annotation, cellular component: THO complex part of transcription export complex. Bases 1 to 1056 code for a protein of 351 amino acids.
AUGGCCGCCCCUGCGACCGCCUUGGGGGCCUCAGCACUGGGCCAGGGUGGUCCCGGUUCGAUAGCCUCCUGGAGCACCGUGUCCAGCGGCCCAUCGCGCUACCUGGUCGGCAUGCAGGAGCUUUUCCGGGGCCACAGCAAGACUCGCGAGUUCCCGGCGCACAGCGCCAAGGUGCACUCGGUGGCCUGGAGCUGCGACGGGCGCCGCCUGGCUUCGGGCUCCUUCGACAAGACGGCGAGCGUCUUCUUGCUGGAGAAAGACCGGUUGGUCAAAGAAAAUAAUUAUCGGGGACACGGGGAUAGCGUGGACCAGCUCUGUUGGCAUCCAAGCAAUCCAGACCUCUUUGUCACUGCGUCUGGGGACAAAACCAUCCGUAUCUGGGAUGUGAGGACGACAAAGUGCAUCGCCACCGUGAACACUAAAGGGGAGAACAUUAAUAUCUGCUGGAGUCCAGAUGGGCAGACCAUUGCCGUAGGCAACAAGGACGACGUGGUAACCUUCAUUGAUGCCAAGACACACCGGUCCAAAGCAGAGGAGCAGUUCAAGUUUGAGGUCAACGAAAUCUCCUGGAACAAUGACAAUAACAUGUUCUUCCUGACAAAUGGCAAUGGGUGUAUCAACAUCCUCAGCUACCCAGAGCUGAAGCCCGUGCAGUCCGUCAACGCCCACCCCUCCAACUGCAUCUGCAUCAAGUUCGACCCCACGGGCAAGUACUUUGCCACGGGAAGCGCAGACGCCCUGGUCAGCCUGUGGGACGUGGACGAGCUGGUGUGUGUGCGCUGCUUUUCGAGGCUGGAUUGGCCUGUGAGGACCCUCAGCUUCAGCCACGAUGGGAAAAUGCUGGCCUCCGCGUCGGAGGAUCAUUUUAUCGACAUUGCUGAAGUCCAGACAGGAGACAAGCUGUGGGAGGUGCAGUGUGAGUCCCCAACCUUCACUGUGGCGUGGCACCCCAAAAGGCCUCUGCUGGCCUUUGCCUGUGAUGACAAAGAUGGCAAAUAUGACAGCAGUCGGGAAGCAGGGACUGUGAAGCUGUUCGGACUUCCUAAUGACUCCUGAUCCUGCUCGGAGGCCCCGGUGAGGCCUGGCUGUGGGAAGUGAGUUUAGCCUGCUCUCUUGUAGUACCUUCAGACUGAGGGCACCAGGGCCGACUCAAGGCAGCAGUGGGAUUUUUCCUUGUCGUCCACGGGCGUCUUAAAUAUUUGUAAACUGAUAAAAAUGAUUGAAGUCUUUGCUCCAGCCACCCGUCCCAGGUCCCUUCCUGUGGGAUGGCAGGAGCCUCUUUGCCCCUCCCGGGUCCUCCAGUGUGGAAUGGUGGCAUGAAGCUGCGACUGGCCGGCCGGCCUCUCAAGAGCCCCCUUGGAUCUCCUUUGGUUGAUCUGGGGCUCCUGAGAUCCUGCCCCGGGCUGUGCGAGUAGUUCCCAGCGCAGUUCCUGUUCAUGCCCCUGAUCUCUUUCAGAGGCUGUGGUCCGCACCAGGCCUGCCCUGCUCCAGUGGUCCUCUGGCACCCCGAGGCCUUGGGCUGGAAACGGACAGCCCACCAUGUUCUCUGACGACCUUGUCUUCCCUGCUCCGGGGUCUACAGGGAUUUUGUCAGACUUGCUAGUGUUAGAAUUAUAUACCUGAAGGGGUAGGUAAGGAAGGGUGAGAUGGGAAUGGAGAUUUUUAUAAUUAAAAAAGAAACAUCAUUUUGAGAAUGGAGCAUUUACUAAAACUAGCUUUUUUAUUAUGGGACUUAAGAGUUUUUGUUGUACUUAUUUGAAAAUGUUAUUACAAGGAAAUGCUGAUGUUUUGCUUUUUUUCUUUUAAUUAAAAAUUUUU